Messenger RNA from Didymella exigua CBS 183.55, 933 nucleotides. RefSeq lists its product as uncharacterized. The annotation marks the transcript as partial. The record is from RefSeq and is a predicted model, not a curated record. The transcript has 8 exons. Lineage: Eukaryota; Fungi; Ascomycota; Dothideomycetes; Pleosporales; Didymellaceae.
AUGGGGCACAUCAUCAUGUCGACAGCCACCAACCAAGGCCCGUUACUGAACCGUGUGAGCAUGGCACAGUACACCAUUGCAGUAAUCUUCGUGUUACUUCGGUUCUUUGUGCGAGGCUUCGUCGUGAAGAAAUUUGGGUUGGAUGAUCUCUUCAUCCUCAUCGCUAUUACUCUCGGUCUGGGCCAGACAGCCACCAUCAUUCUCCAAGUCGAGCACGGCAGGGGCCGACAUACAUCCGAGCUGCGCGAAGAGGACUUCGACCUCAUGCUAAUGUACAAAUGGAUCAACAUGUUGAUCUACUUUGUAGCGAACUGGGCAGUGAAGAUGUCCAUCCUCGCGCUCUACCACCGCAUCGGCUCCGGCAAGCGCGGGCUACCGCUGAUCGUGCAAUCGCGCGCCAUCUGGGUCACAGCAGGAGCCAUCUCGGCCUUCACGCUCGCCGUGAUCCUCGUCCAGAUCUUCUCCUGCCUGCCCGUGACGGCCGCGUGGGACGUUGAGCAGAUCCCCAUCAUGUGCAUCGACGGCGCGAUGUUCAUGCAAGCGCAGGGCGGCAUCAACGUCUUCACCGACGUGGUGCUGCUGGUGUAUCCGCUGCCGCUGCUGCGGGUGCUGAAGUUCAACCGGCGGCAGAGAACGGCGCUGGGGGUCAUAUUCUCCAUCGGGCUAAUCCCCGUGGUCGCGAGCACCAUGCGGCUGUGCGAGAUCGUCAUGAGCGGCAACGUGGUGCAGACGGGCAGGGGCUGGCAGCAAGCAGAUUCGAGCUGGACAUGGGCCUGGAUCCCCGUCUGGUCGCAGAUCGAAGUCGACGUCGGCGUCCUCACCGCGUGCCUGCCCUGUCUAUCUCCCUUGCUGCGGCUCUUCUUCCCUGCGACGCGGGCGCAGCGCAACAUGACGCCGAGCAUGGUGACACUGCCCAAGUACAGCGCGAGCUGG